AAUCUUCAUAUAUUAACAGAUCUGUAUUCACUGAUGAUAGUGAACUCAAUGUUGAAUUAUUGAUCAAGAACUUGAAGAACACAAUAAUGAAGAAAUUGUUUAUAUUAUAUAUAACUGAGUCUUCUAUGUCUCUCUCUGCUCUCUCUGUUUCUUUCUCUGUCACUCUCUCUCAAUCUUCUACAUCUGUCCCUGUGUCUGAUUCUCCUGCUUCUGCUACUUCUGUUCCUGUAAUUCUCACUUCUGCUACUUCUGGUUUUACUGUCUCUGCUUUUAUUAUCAGCUCUUUCUAUUUCAAGGAGAUAUUGUAUAGACUUAAUAAACUACAUUUCUCAAGAAUCACUUCUCUUCUUCACAGUAUUGAGAUUAUAA
Molecule: messenger RNA, 369 nt
Organism: Blastomyces gilchristii SLH14081
Lineage: Eukaryota; Fungi; Ascomycota; Eurotiomycetes; Onygenales; Ajellomycetaceae
Exons: 2
Source: RefSeq, a predicted model, not a curated record